Messenger RNA from Synchiropus splendidus (mandarinfish), 1582 nucleotides. It is a transcript of the gene fhl5, whose product is annotated as four and a half LIM domains 5. The transcript has 5 exons. NCBI's taxonomy places the organism in Eukaryota, Metazoa, Chordata, Actinopteri, Syngnathiformes, Callionymidae. Gene Ontology annotation, cellular component: nucleus; Z disc. Gene Ontology annotation, molecular function: transcription coregulator activity. The record is from RefSeq and is a predicted model, not a curated record. The coding region runs from base 40 to 1047 and encodes 335 amino acids.
CUCAGAGAUUACUGCUAAUAGGAAGACCAGUAUUUAUAGAUGAUCCCUGCACCAGUUGAUACCCCGAAUCUAAGCCACUGUCCCACCCCUCUUUCUCAGCACUCGGUCGCUGCCGCCACAGGCUCAUCCUCACCUUCACCCAGUCGAGGUAACUCUGCUCAAAUUGAUCCUUCCUUUCUUUUGGAGGAGAAGCCAGCCACCAUGUCCAGCAGCGAGCGUUUCGACUGUCACUACUGCAAAGACUCCCUUCUGGGGAAGAAGUACAUCAUGAAAGAGGACACGCAGUACUGCACUAAGUGUUACGAGAACCUGUUUGCUAACUGCUGUGAGAGUUGCUCCUUACCGAUUGGCUGCAACUGUAAGGACCUUUCCUACAAGGAUCGCCACUGGCAUGAGCAGUGCUUUAAAUGUGCGAAAUGCGGCCGCUCUUUGGUGGAGAAGGCUUUUGCUGCUAAGGAGGAUUUGCUGCUCUGCACCGAGUGCUACGCCAACGACUACUCUUCCAAGUGCUUCACCUGCAAGAAGACCAUCAUGCCAGGUUCUCGUAAAAUGGAAUACAAGGGGAACAGCUGGCAUGAGACCUGUUUCCUCUGCAACCGCUGCCAGCAGCCAAUAGGAACCAAGUCCUUCAUCCCUAAAGAUGCGGGUUACUUCUGCGUGCCCUGCUUUGAGAAGCAGUUUGCCUACCAGUGCUGCGCUUGUAAAAAGGCCAUCACAACAGGCGGAGUGACGUACCAGGAGAAGCCCUGGCACCGCGAGUGCUUCCUCUGCAUCGGCUGCCGAAAGCAGCUGUCCGGUCAGCGCUUCACCUCCCGGGAAAACUACCCCUACUGCCUCGAAUGCUUCAGCAACCUCUAUGCAAAGAAGUGUGUGGGCUGCACCAAACCCAUCACCAGCCUGGCAGGGGACAAGUACGUCUCCUUCGAGGAGCGUCAGUGGCACAGCGAGUGUUUCACCUGCAUGCAGUGCUCCGUGUCGCUGGUGGGACGUGGAUUCCUCACACAGCGCGACAAUAUCGUGUGCACCGACUGCGGGAGGGAGAAGUGAACCUUCGCAGGCCAGAGCUCAUGGAAUAAAAAGUGGAUGAAGGCUUCAGACGGCCCACAAACUUAAGUUUAAACCAUAUUUUAUUCCUCCAAAACACCAGUUCACCAUCCAUUAUAGAUGAUCACUUGUGUGAAAUGAGUGUGAAUGUAGGUCAUUCCACCACCACGGCAGCAAGGAAAUGUAUUUGAGUGAAUUAGUGAGUUAGAGAUGUUUAAGUGUUGCAUAGCUUCUGCUUAGCAUAGUAUCAGUGAGUGAUGCCUCGGUUUUUGCCCAAAUUAAAUGAUACUCGAAAGUGACCUCAGAAACUUACUGGUGCAAGUAUUUUACCUUCAUAUAUGUAGUUAUUCUGAACCUGUCGCUAAGUCAGAUGAGGGCAAAGCGUGGCCCUCGUGAGGUCAGAGGCAAAACCACAAAAAUAUUUGACUCUAAAAAUAAAUGUUUUACCUUUUUAUUUUCCCCAUCUUAAGCCAGUGAAUGCUACUUUUGAAGGAUACAAUGUCUGAAAAUAACUUUCAAACAUAUGAAACAUCACUGA